CCUCAGCUGAUUAAUUUUGAUGUUGUUUUCAGCGAUAAAGUACUAUUAUUAGUAACGAGGGGAAGUGAACAUGUCUUUAUCCCGGAUUCAGAGCCUGAGACUGGCAGCUGUGCUGGAGGACUGUUCAGACCAGUUAGACUUACUGGAGCACACCCUGACAGUGAAGAUCGGCAGGCAGCGAGGCACUGCAGCAGCACAGGAGAAAUCCAGGCUGACCAAUCUGAGGAAAGACUGUCAGUAUGUCUCGCAGCAGGUUUCCAAGCUGCAUUUGGAGCUGCAGGAGAAGCAGAGUCUCAGCUCUCUGCUGCAGGUGGUGAAGAUUGAGGAGCAGAAGAAAGUCGCUGAGAACAUGAGGAGAGAGGCAAAGAGAGAGCUGGAGCAAAGAAAACAAACUCUACGCAGACAGGAAGAGGAGCUCCGACAGAAAACUGAGACACUGAUGGAGAUGAAACGACUGGCCAGACAGCUGAACCAUCAGCUGAGGGAGCAGUCAGAGACGCCCGCUUCUCGUGUAGAGCAAAACAUCGAACUGCAGCUCCAGCAGGCGCAAAGGGAGACCAGCCGGGUUGAGAUGCUGCUGGAGGAGGAGCAGCUGCUGCUGGAGAGACAGCUGAAGGAGGAGAAGAGAGUCCACGAGGAGUCACACAAAUUCCUGCAAAAGCGACUUCAGGAGUUGCAGCAGCAGCUGAAGCACUGGCAGCAGCUCACGAAGCAGAUGCUACAGGAGAAGGAGCAGAAGCUCAACAGUGUGAGCUGCAAACAAACCCUGAAUUUGGACAGACUGAUGGAGAUGAGGAGGAAGUUCAGGGAGAUGGAGCAGGUGGUGAUGGAGGACAGGGAGGAGCAGGAGAAACUGCGUCAACAGCAGGCCGAGGCCAGAGCUGCUACCAAGCUGCAGGCUUGCUGGAGGGGCUGCAUGGUCCGCCGGGGCCUUGGUACUUUUAAAAAAGCAGAGGAAGUCAAGAAAGGCAAAAAGAAGAAGAAGAAGGAGGGGAAAAAGAAGAAAUGA
Messenger RNA from Plectropomus leopardus (leopard coralgrouper), 1009 nucleotides. It is a transcript of the gene drc9, whose product is annotated as dynein regulatory complex subunit 9. The record is from RefSeq and is a predicted model, not a curated record. Gene Ontology annotation, molecular function: protein binding. Gene Ontology annotation, biological process: cilium organization. Lineage: Eukaryota; Metazoa; Chordata; Actinopteri; Perciformes; Serranidae. Gene Ontology annotation, cellular component: cytoplasm; motile cilium.